Molecule: messenger RNA, 2746 nt
Organism: Caenorhabditis angaria
Lineage: Eukaryota; Metazoa; Nematoda; Chromadorea; Rhabditida; Rhabditidae
Source: the annotation of a GenBank genome assembly
AUGUCGAAAAAGGAGCAUCUUCAGGGAAUUAGAGCAAUUGCUAUAAUUUCAGUAUUAGCAUUUCAUUUUUUCCCCGAUUAUUUUCCAAAUGGAUUUUUGGGUGUUGAUCAGUGAGUUUAAUUUUCAAAAUGUUGCCGCUAUAUGCUUCAGGAUUACUGUAGAGCUUUCUGAAAAAUAUUUUCAGAUUUUUUGUGUUAUCUGGUUAUUUGAUGUGUUUAAUUCUGUCCAAAAAUUACGAGAACAAAAAAUCAAUCAAUAAUUUCAAAAAUUUUGGAUUUUUACCAGAGGAGAUUAUGUCGAAUUUCACCGAAUUAUUAUUUUCUGAUCUUAAUCAAUAUUUCUUUAUUGAUUUUCACAUCGAUUUUUCCGGUAACAUUUAUUUUAACAAAUCAAAAAUCAGCAAAACAGUCAAUAUUUUUUAUGUCGAAUGAUUUUUCAAACUUGGAAGAUGAUUAUUAUAUUUUGUUAAAAAUUGCUGAAAAUCUAUUCACACAUACUUGGUCCCUUUGUGUUGAAAUUCAUUUUUAUUUUAUGAUUCCUAUUGUUUUUUAUUCAAUAUUAAAGGGUUUUCCCGAUAAUGAUCAGAAAAAUUAUUGUCUUUCAAUUUUGAUAGUUUUAUCUGCAAUUUCUUUGUGUUAUUAUUUUAUUUCAUCAAGAAGCAUCGCUUUUUAUAGUGUUUUUGCAAGAAUUUGGCAAUUUUUAGCUGGGUUUUUGGUUUAUAUUUGGAAACAAGAUAAAAAUAAUAAUGAAUCGGAAGAUGAAGAAACUCAAGGAAUCUUUUCGAUAGUUGAAAAUAAAGAUACAGAAGUGGAAGCAAAUUAUGAAAACACACAAAUUUGGUUAUUAUUGAUUACAAUUUUGAUGCUUUUUGUAGGUUUUGAAUAUCCGGAGAAAAUUGUUAGGUAAUACGCUAUACAUUGAAAAAAUAUCACAAAAAUCCACAAUCCCUCUGAAGAUAUUUUCCAGAAUUGGUAUGACCUUGAUAACGGCAUUGCUUAUAUUAAUCUCCGAAAACAACAACAUUUUAUCAAAUAAGUUUAUGAUUUAUAUUGGGAAUAUAUCAUAUUCAUUAUAUUUGAUUCAUUGGCCAAUUUAUUGUUAUUCUAAAUUUUUCAAUCUGAACAAAUUCCCCUUUUUAAUUCUAUCAAUAUUUUUGGGAAUAUUGAUCUAUGAAACUUUCGAAAAAUGGUAUACAACAAAAAUUGAAAGAAAAUCACAAAUUAUAUUAUCUACAAUUCUUUUCAUUUUUUGUGUUCUAGCAAUUUGGAGAGAAGAUUUUCGUGAAACAUAUAUGAAUUUCACUGGACAAUUUGACACAAUUAAGAAUAAUGCAUUAUUUGGUCCUGUGAAUUCAACAAAUAUGACAUUAGAUGAAAUUAUCAAAAUUAAUAGAAUGUAUGCGUUAAAAGAUGAGGAAUUAUUGAAUUAUAAAGAAUGUGAAUAUAAAACAAAAGAACUGGUGCCAUUCGGGUUAUGUAACGUUAAAGUAAUACAUUUUUCAUAAUUAUAGUUAUGUUAAAAAAUUAACUGACCUUUAUCAAAGGGUUCACACGAUUUUUUUUUGCAGAAUGAGCUCUUAUCCCAAACUAUUGUUUUUUUUGCAGAAUCUCUCCUCAACUGCACCUUUCAAAAUUCUCAUUAUUGGAAAUAGUUAUGCAGCAAACCUUGCGCCACUAAUAUUUAAAUCGUGCUCCAAAAAGUCGAAUCUUAUCUGGUCGGCAUCUCAUCCAGGUUGUGACUAUUUGUGUAGAGAAUAUACAUGGCACCAAUCUUGUAAAACUACCCUCGAGAACCCAUAUGAAACUAUUGAAAAAAUGAAAUUCGAUUAUAUUUUUCUGAUUUCACAAUGUGGAGGAUUCUGUGUGAAUGAUGAAAAAUCAGAUAAAGUUGACACCGUAUUGAAUUUUGCCAUAUCACAAAUUGCAAAAAUCAAAGAUUUUGUAAAGCACAAAAUCUACAUUCAAACUUCUGUGACGGUUCCAAGUCAUAUGAAUUAUCUCGAUAUUUUAUUGGCAAAUCAUACGAGUUUUGAUGAAAUUGAUGUAAGUUUGGAUUUUAGAUGAAAACCGUGAGAUUUUCAAUGAGACACAAUUUUCCAAAAAAUUUACAACUGACGAGCAAACCUGACAUGAGCCACAAAAUUUUUUUCUGAAAAGGUAUGGCUUUACUAACCAAAAAUGUGUGACUUUGGUAAAACGACCCUCCUAAACAACUUUAUGCAUUCAGUUUUUCACAAAAAUCAUAUGUAACACGAGUUAUGGGCUCUCAAAACCACAAAAUUUCAAAAAAUUCUCCACUUUUGGCUCUUAAGAGAACCGCUCAGCAAAAAUUGAAAACAGGAUCUUUUUCAGCGUGGAAAAUUGUACAGAAACAUAUAUUUAUGUCUCAUUGAAAAUCACAAAAAAAAACGUGAAAUAAAUCGCCCUCUCUUUGUCAAUUAAUAUGAAUUCCAAAAAAAACUUUUCAUUAAAAAAGUCGAUUUGUUUUGCAGAAAUUCUUCUCGACUCAUCUAAGAGAACCCAGAAAGAUAGGCGAUCUCCGAAACGAGAAAAUUGCAAAGUUUUGCGGCUCAAAAUGUGAAUAUUUUGACCCGUACGCAAACUUUCAACGGAAUCCAUAUGCUCCCGAGAUAUUUCGAUUUUUUGAUGACAACGGUUUGGCCUAUGUGCAUUCUGGCGGACAUUUCACACCAAAUGCGUGGAGUAAAAUUCAGCCCAUUUUUGAUGAGAUUUGUGAUAAAAUAUAG